AACACACAUGGAAGAACUUAAAGAAUAUACAAAUGACGUUUUAUACGAAAACUAUCGUUCAGAAAAACUUGUGUCCACUGGAGUACAGCAAGAUCAAAGUGUAUUCAAAGAAGUAAAUCCACUUGCUAAGAUGGAAGAAGAACGACAACUUCAUGAAGCCAAAUUAGCAAAGAUGGAAACAGAAAUGAAAACGGUAUUCCAACAAAAGGUUCAAGAAAAGGAGGCCAAAUUGAAACAAUCUGAAGAAGAAUUAUAUUCUCGUCAUAAAGAUAUGAAGGACGCAUUGGAGAAACAACGUUUAGAAUUAGAAGAAAAGAAGAAACGGCUAGAAUCUGGCAGACCAAUUACUCCAGAAAAAGCAAAGAAAAAAGGAUUAUUUAAUACUAAAUGA
Entrophospora sp. SA101 is the source of this 391-nucleotide messenger RNA. Lineage: Eukaryota; Fungi; Glomeromycota; Glomeromycetes; Entrophosporales; Entrophosporaceae. The record is from the annotation of a GenBank genome assembly.